AUGUCGAACCCUCCGGUACCAGUAAUUUUAAGCGAUUUGGCUAUCCCUAAACCAUCGAUCCCUUCGAUCGCUUCGCUCAAACAACGACACAAGCCAAUUGCCAUUUUCUCGGAUUUCGAUGGUACUAUUUUUCACCAGGACACUGGUCACAUUUUAUUUGAUAACCAUGGAUGUGGCCCAGAAAAGCGUGAAUACCUAGACGGGGCCAUCGGAAAAGAAUUAAGUUUCAGAAAGGCCUCUGAAAUUAUGUGGGGUUCUUUAAAUGUUACUCUGGAAGAUGCUCUUGUCACUUUGAAGAAGAACCUUGUCAUUGACAAAGAUUUCAGGGCUUUUUUCGCUUACUGCCAAGAACAUGAUAUUCCUUUUUCUGUCAUUUCGGCCGGUAUUAAGCCUCUGUUAAGAGCUGCUUUGGAUGAGUUUUUGGGCACUGAAUUGUCUUCUCAGAUCAACAUUGUUUCAAACGACGGUGAAAUUUCCGCUGAUGGUUCUUCUUGGAAACCUAUUUGGAGACAUGACUCGGAAUUGGGCCACGAUAAGGCUAAAUCUGUUAUUGAAUUCAGAGAGUCUGUUACUGGUGUUCAACCUCUGAUUGUUUUUAUCGGUGACGGUGUCUCCGAUUUGGCUGCUGCCAGUCAAGCUGAUAUCAUCUUUGCCAGACGUGGACUGAAAUUCGAGGAAUACUGUAUUGAACAUCGUUUCCCUUAUGUUCCUUACGAUUCUUUUGCUGAUAUUCUUGUCGAUAUCCGUGCUUUAGUCCGUGGUAAUGAGUAUCACGAUCCUAAUGGUACUGUUUCUCCUUCCGAGGUUAACAGUCCUAGCUCGGUUUCAAUCAAUGAAGAAGCUGGUGUAGCUCCAUCUGCUCCUCCCGCUCCUUCAGCUGCUGUAAAUGCUACCAGUGCCGCUGCUGCUGCUGGAGCCAUUGGUACUAGCAACACUCCACCUCCACCUCACGCCACCCCUACAUCUGCUCUCAGUGGCAUCCCCAGCCAUUUCACACAACCUGCCACUACGACACCAUUAGACCCUAUAAAGUUCGCUGCUAAGGAGUCAUAUUUUGCCACUCAUGACGAGAGACUCGCCACCACUGACGCCUCUGUCCCAAAUACCGAGGAAGAGCCCCCAAGACCUCAGUACAUCCGAAAUCACUCGAUCGGCACUCCUCCCUCGACCGCUGUUGGUAAGUAA
This is a messenger RNA of Sugiyamaella lignohabitans, 1185 nucleotides long. RefSeq lists its product as uncharacterized. NCBI's taxonomy places the organism in Eukaryota, Fungi, Ascomycota, Dipodascomycetes, Dipodascales, Trichomonascaceae. Gene Ontology annotation, molecular function: phosphatase activity. The record is from RefSeq and is a predicted model, not a curated record. Bases 1 to 1185 code for a protein of 394 amino acids. The transcript has a single exon.